This is a messenger RNA of Anopheles marshallii, 222 nucleotides long. It is a transcript of the gene Tfb5, whose product is annotated as general transcription factor IIH subunit 5. The record is from RefSeq and is a predicted model, not a curated record. Gene Ontology annotation, biological process: nucleotide-excision repair; transcription by RNA polymerase II; transcription initiation at RNA polymerase II promoter. NCBI's taxonomy places the organism in Eukaryota, Metazoa, Arthropoda, Insecta, Diptera, Culicidae. Gene Ontology annotation, cellular component: transcription factor TFIIH core complex; transcription factor TFIIH holo complex. The transcript has 2 exons. The coding region runs from base 1 to 222 and encodes 73 amino acids.
AUGGUGAAUGUUAUGAAAGGCGUGCUAGUUGAGUGUGAUCCUGCUAUGAAACAGUUCCUGCUUCACCUGGACGAAACGCAAUCACUUGGGAAAAAGUUCAUCAUCCAAGAUUUGGACGAAAAACACCUCUUCAUUUCGGUCGAAAUCGUAGAAGUACUGCAGGCUCGCGUUGACGAUUUGAUGGAUCGCAUCAGUUUCCCGCUGCACGAGAAGGACGCUUAA